AUGUCAACACCUCGACAAAGUACGAGUCAGCCUACGAGGGGGCAUAGAAGCACUCUAUCUUUACAAAAGACGGAGGUCAAAAUUCGUAUUUACGAUUUGCUCCCACCGGGCAGGCUUUCGUCCAUUCUCUGGACAGUCGGUGCGUCACUGCUUCAUUCUAGCGUCGUCAUCAACGACAAAGAGUACGCUUACGGAGGGCACAAUAAACGCUGCGUGACUGGUGUUUACUGGACUAAACCGAAGACCGAACUCCCCGGGGGCACAUUUCGAUGUGAGAUACUGCAUGGUUUUACUCUUGCUACUCAGCCGGAGAUUGAUUCUCUGCUACGAACGGCUUCAGAAGAGUUUCUUGGCACAUCGUACAAUCUUUUAACAAGAAAUUGCAACCACUUCACGUCACAUCUCUGCCAGAAAUUGACGGGAAAUCCAGGGCCAAGUUGGCUUAAUAGAGCUGCGACUAUUGGUGUCGCCCUACCUUGUGUUGUACCCCGAGAAUGGAUCGAACCACCAGAGUACGAAACUGCGGAUGGAGAACUCUUGGACGAAGAUGAUGAGAUUGCGCACGAAUCGUCUCGUAUGCUUGGUGAAUCGAGGCCACAGCUCUUAGCGGAAGCUGGAAGCAGUGGUGGCGAGUGGGAUAGCGAGGAAGAGCGACGCAAAGGAGGGAACGGAAAGGGUAAACGGGUUAUGCAGGACACAUCUGGGCGAAAUCUUCCAGCAGCAGAACAGGCUCCGCAAUAG
Ustilaginoidea virens is the source of this 741-nucleotide messenger RNA. RefSeq lists its product as uncharacterized. Bases 1 to 741 code for a protein of 246 amino acids. The transcript is spliced from 2 exons. The record is from RefSeq and is a predicted model, not a curated record. Gene Ontology annotation, biological process: protein deubiquitination. Gene Ontology annotation, molecular function: deubiquitinase activity. Lineage: Eukaryota; Fungi; Ascomycota; Sordariomycetes; Hypocreales; Clavicipitaceae.